AUCUUCACAAACUGAACGGUGUUCGCAUGACGGCAGCAUCCUCACAUGUCUGUCAGUGAAUGUAACUGACUGUAAAUUUUAAGAGGAAGGAGAGAACGAGGAAGGAAGACAGACGGAGAGAGCCGUUAAAAGCCGAGUUAAAAGACAGAAAUACUGAAAUAAAGAGAAAGAAAAGAUGAUGAAGAAGAGAGAGAGCAGCAGAAGAUGAAACCAGACAAUUAAAUCUUCACCGAGACCAGGACCUGCCUGCCUGCUUAUCUACCUGUCUGUCUGCCCGUCUGUCUGCCUGCCUGUCUGUCUGUCUGUCUGCCUGUCCACCUGCAGACAUGUCCUCUAGGCCUGAGAGUAAAACAGCCUCCCAGUUUGCGACUCUCACUAUGAGACUGAAGGGUAAAAUCCACCAGCAGCGGAACAGAUACUCUGAUCGAAUCAAACAAACCCCGUCACCGAGAAGCAAACCACCUGACCUGGACCUGAACGAAGACACACAGCAAGACAAGCCGGUGUGUGUGCUCGAGGACCGCCAGCGGCUCGUCAUCAGCUCUCUUCAGUACUUCAAAGCUCUGGUUGACAAACUUGGAGUGGACAAAGUGGACAAACUGGUUCUGGACCAGUCUGUGGUGGGCAGGCUGCUGGGCGGGGCAUCCGGCAGCGUCCUGGAGGCGGUCCAGCCUCUGGUCCAGCUGGAGCCACACCUCCACAGCAGUAAGACCGUCUCCGCCUGUCUCGCUCGUCUCCACCGCUCUCUGGCUGAGCUGAUUCGCUGGUGUGAUCAGGUGAUGCUGCAGGGCGUCGCCACCGACAACAAGGAGUCCACAGCCAGCGUUACCACGGUGAUCAGGGCCGUGUUGGACGGGGUCAAGGAACUGGUUCGAUUGGCUGCAGAGCGACAAGACGGCUCCGCCCCCGUGUCUCCUGUCCAAUCACAGCCAGCCGUGGGGCAGCCUGGAGCGUUCGUCGGCCCGGAGACGUCGGACGAGACACUCACCUGUCCACUUGCAGAGGAGGCGGAGCUGCAGCCUUUAGCUCCUCCCAAGCCUGUGAUGCCCCUCCUAGAGCUCCGCCCCCCAUUGCUCCCCCCACAGGCCCUCAGCCCUCCGGCCCUGCCCCCCAAAAAGCGUCACUCAACAUCAGGCCCCACCCCCUGCAGGGUCGCCAUAGUAGCACCAAUGAGACGAGAGUCUGAAGUAGAGCGACAGGAGUGUGAGGAAGACAUCCUGAAGCUCUGCUCCUCGUCGUCUGCAGACUCUGCUGAUGACGACACACACUGUGGUGUUCAGGUGUGUGUCGGAUCACCUGCGCUUCCUGUCGUCUCUUCAGAGGAGGAUCCAGACUACGCCUUCCUCCACACAGACCUGUCGUCCUUUGAGACUCUCCCUCCUCUACCUCCCCCCACCACCCUCCCCCCCACCCUGCCAGAGAAGAGACGGCGCAGCGGUGCAGGAGCUUCCAACUCUCAGGCUUCACCUUCUUUCGGGUUUGACUCCACCCUCCAUGAUCUGAACCACGCCCAGUUAGAGGAUGUCACAGGUUCGCUGUCCUCCCCCCUGUCCCCCAGCAAGACGCCGCCCCCCCUCCCUGAGAAGAAACACCACAUCCAGGAGUACAUGAAGUACUUUUCGUACAAAGCUCCGCCUGCAGACACAGACUCCGCCCCCUCACCUGAGCUGCCUCCUGCUCCAGCGCUACCACCGAAGAAGAGACAGCAGGAUGCUGAUGAAGCUGAUGACCAGAACGAAGAGCAGCUGAUCAGAGACAGUUCCCACAGUCUCCAGCAGGAGGAGGAGGAGCAGCAGGAGGAGGAGCAGCAGCAGCAGGAGGAGGAGGUGUUACUGACCAGCCAGCAGGAGAUCCUCCAAAGGAUCACCAUGAAGAAUGAGGAGGAGGAGGGGCCGGAUGUGAAAGCGGCGUCUCCUGACAUCCUAUUGGUCUACGCCACAGACACCGAGGGAAACCCCGAACAGGUGUACUGUGAAGCCUUCCUCUGCACCUACAGGACCUUCAUCAGCGUGAAUGAUGUCAUCAGUAAACUACAGCAGAGAUACAGACACCUGUGUGACGGAGGAGAACCUGAACACCUGAAGGCCGCCAAGAACACCUUCCACCUGCUGGUCAGCGUGGUGGACAAGCUCAGUGUGGUAGAGCUGGAAUCUGAUUUGCUGCUGCUGCUGAUGGAACUGGUGUUCAGCCUCCUGAUUGGUGGAGAGCUGAGACUGGCCCACCAGCUGCGCUCCAACAUCCUGUCCAAGAUGGAGCAGAAGUGGCAGCUGAUUGGCUCUCCACAGUCACUCCGCCCGCUUGCUGCCAAGGGCGUGGCUGCCAGACCAGGAACUCUGCUGGACUUCCGGAGUCAGGAUUUAGCUGAACAGCUGACUCUGCUGGACUCUGAACUGUUCCGCAAGCUCGAGCUCCCGGAGGUGUUGCUGUGGUCUAAAGAGCAGAAUGAGGAGAAGAUUCCCAACCUGACAGCGUUCACUCAACACUUCAACAACGUUUCCUUCUGGGUGCGUUCAGUCAUCAUUCUUCAGGACAAACCUCACGACAGAGAAAAACUACUGCUGAAGUUCCUGAAAAUUAUGAAGCACCUGAGGAGGCUGAAUAACUUUAACUCGUACCUGUCCAUCCUGUCAGCGCUGGACUCCGCCCCCCUGCGGCGCCUGGACUGGCAGAAAAACACAGCUGAGGCACUGGAGGAGUACAGCUCUUUGAUUGACAGCUCAUCAUCUUUCAGAGCCUACAGAGCAGCUCUGGCUGAAGCGGAACUUCCCUGCGUACCCUACCUGGGUUUGAUCCUUCAGGACUUAACGUUUGUCCACCUGGGGAAUCCUGACAUGCUGAAGACACCACAAGGUUCAAAGGUCAACUUCUCCAAAUGCUGGCAGCAGUUUAACAUCCUGGACACAAUGAGGAGCUACCAGCAAAUUUCUUACCCUCUGCAGCCUAACGAUGACAUCAUGUCCUUCUUUAACGACUUCAGCGACCACCUGGCAGAGGAGGCAUUAUGGGAACUCUCUCUCAGGCUCCGCCCAAGAAACGCUCCUCGAGCAAAUCAGAGAUGAGCUGGAGUUAAACGUCUUCCAGCCAAUGAGGAACAAGCAAGAGUGACUUGCAGUAAACCAGGACACAACAUGUGUUAGCCUUAUGCUACCGUGCUGAACCAAGAAUGAAAUGGUUAAAAAUGGUUAACCAGGUGUUCCAGUGGGCGUGGCCUUUCUCUGUUUCUGACCUCUGAACUGUAUUCAUUGCAUCAUAAAAUCAGCUGUUAAAUGAUUAAUGAUGAUUGAUAAACAUGACUGUCCUCACCUGAAAAUCAUUUAGAAGUUAUAAUUAGUAUUUUUAUAUUAAUUCUUUUUAUCCAUGAAGGCUUUUUCAUCUGAACUCUUGUUAUUUUCUUCAUGUUGUGUUUUUUUAACACUUUGGUACUUUGAGAUUGUCUGCCAAUGAAAACUGUGUUACAAAUUAAAUUAAUUGAUAUUUUAUUAUUGUUUCAGUCAUUUUUCCAGCAAAAUGCUAAACUUUCACUGUCACGUGUGAUUGAUGAUUUUAUUUGUCAUAAAUAACAUAAACUGAAUAUUUUGAAGGUUUUGGACUUUUGAAUAUGUUGGUUUAAGUUUCAGCAAAUUGUGACGACAUUUUUCACUUUUUCCUGAUAUUUUACAGAAUAAAGGAAUAACGGAGAAAAUUAUUAACAGAUAAGUCGAUUAGUAAAAUAAUUUAGAAGUUAGUUGCAGCUGUAGACUGUCUGCUAAUUUAUCUCCAUUAAACAUUUCACAAAUGAUUUUCCAGAAAAUGUGCAAACAUCAUGAAGACUUAUACAGGAAAAGGAAACAGUUACUAAAACACAAAUGUUGAAGUAAAAAUAAAAACAAGAAGGACAAUAUAUAUGUAUAUUUUAAUUUAUUUUUAACUCAGGAAGGCUUUUUCAUCUGAACUCUUAUUUUAUUUAUGUUACACGUUUUUAAUGAUGUAGCACUUUGAGAUUAACUGCCAAUGAAAGUGCUGCACAAAUAAAGUUUUAUUUGAAGAACUUCAUUUCUUUAAAAUGUGAAAAUGUUCAGGACUGUAAAAUCAGACACGUUUAUUUCUGAUAAUAAGAGUUUCUUAACGGACUGUAAAAGUCUUGUUUGGUGACAUUUGGAGAAAGAUGUAGUUUUUCCAAACCUGCAUGUUCAGCAUGAUGGAAAUAGAAAACAGCUGUUAGUUUGGAUGAAGUUUGACAGCAGGAGUCCAGAUGUUUUCUGUGAUAAAGUAAAGUGGAGAACUGUACCUGGAUCUGUAGAUGUGAUGGUUUCUCCUCCAUGCUUGCAGCUCUGUGUGCAGUCUGUGUUUGGAUGUUGAGCUGUGAGCUUUUGACUUUCUUCUUGGUUUCCUCUCUCAGCUCCUCGUCACAUACCUGAGCUGACCUCUGACCUCUGACCCGCUGAUCGUCACAGCAGAAGAAGACAAACGGACGUCUGUAUUCACUUUGUGUGCAGAAAGUUAACCGACACACGUGUUUCACUGUUUUCUUCCUGGAGAAGAAAACACUUGCUUUUUGUCCAAAGCACAUUUUCCAAAUAUAACUAUUAAUGUUGAUGAUUUAUAUCAAAAUGUGACUUUUCAUUCAAAGUUGAGUUGUGUGAAGGUUGUAGAAAUGAGAAACUGACCCUGCGCUAAACUGUGUGUGAAUAAACAAUAUAACUAUCAAUAAUGUUCAGCUUAUUAUUAGAGUGCCAUUUUUCUGAAUCUGACAAUAAAGAUCAAAUGAAAGCUUCUAUUAUUAUUUAUGAUCCUUUUUUAUUGGACAUAACAGGUGAUACUGCAGUUCCAUUUAUUUCUGCCUGAGUAACAUAAACAUACAAAUGAUCAACUUUACUUGGUACAACACAAAAACAGGAAAUAAGAAACAUUUCAAACAGAUUGUAAACAGAUUGAUGAUCCUGUAAAUGAGCUUUUUAUUGUGGAUAUUUAGUAAGGCGCUAAACUGUCAGCUGUUUGUCCUCUAAUAUUCUGUUCACAUACAGCCAGAGCUGCAACAAUUAGUCCAUUCAUUGAUUAUCCAUCAACACUAAAUUAACACUUAAUCAUCAUUUGAGU
This is a messenger RNA of Thunnus maccoyii (southern bluefin tuna), 5076 nucleotides long. Its product is annotated as rap guanine nucleotide exchange factor 1-like. Gene Ontology annotation, biological process: Ras protein signal transduction; positive regulation of GTPase activity. NCBI's taxonomy places the organism in Eukaryota, Metazoa, Chordata, Actinopteri, Scombriformes, Scombridae. The coding region runs from base 327 to 3059 and encodes 910 amino acids. Gene Ontology annotation, cellular component: plasma membrane. The transcript is spliced from 23 exons. The record is from RefSeq and is a predicted model, not a curated record. Gene Ontology annotation, molecular function: guanyl-nucleotide exchange factor activity.